AUGGAGACACAGAUUGGCCAACUCGCCGACUCAAUGAAGAGCCUAUCAUCCGGGAGCUUUCCUAGUGACACUGUGAAAAACCCCAAGGAGCAAUGUAACGCAGUCACCUUGAGAAGUGAGAAAGAAGUUGAGGCUCUUAAGCCCCAAGAGGAUAAAACUAAGGAAAAAGAGGUAGAAUCAAAGCAACCAAAGGAGAGUGCAAGGCCUAAGUCGAUCUCUUUUCUGGAUAAUCCUCCUCUCAUCACUCCUACCCUUCCAUAUCCACAAAGAUUCAAGAAGAAGAAUAUGGAUGCUCAAUUUUCAAAGUUUUUAGAGAUUUUCAAGAAGAUCCAUAUCAACAUUCCGUUUGCGGAUGCACUUGAACAAAUGCCUAAUUAUAUCAAGUUUAUGAAGGAUGUCAUGGCAAAAAAGCGGAGGUUGGAGGAUUAUGAGACCGUCAAGCUAACGGAAGAGUGUAGCGCUAUCCUUCAAAGGAAAUUGCCUCAAAAGUUGAAGGAUCCUGGGAGUUUCACUAUUCUGUGUACUAUUGGAGAUUCUCACUUUGAGAAGGCCUUGUGUGAUCUUGGAGCUAGCAUCAACCUCAUGCCUCUAUCGAUUUUCUAG
This is a messenger RNA of Morus notabilis, 603 nucleotides long. RefSeq lists its product as uncharacterized. The record is from RefSeq and is a predicted model, not a curated record. NCBI's taxonomy places the organism in Eukaryota, Viridiplantae, Streptophyta, Magnoliopsida, Rosales, Moraceae. Bases 1 to 603 code for a protein of 200 amino acids. The transcript has a single exon.